Molecule: messenger RNA, 858 nt
Organism: Rotaria sp. Silwood2
Lineage: Eukaryota; Metazoa; Rotifera; Eurotatoria; Philodinida; Philodinidae
Source: the annotation of a GenBank genome assembly
AUGCAACCCUAUCCGUAUGGUCAGUAUGUAUAUCCAAAUGCUGCAGCAAUGCCCGUUCGGUAUAUGGUACCACCUGGACAUAGACAACCAUCUCCACCAUUUGCUAAUCAAGCAUUUAAUCGUUAUGCUGCAGUACCAGCAAAUACUCGCCCUCCGCAAAAUAUGAUACAACCAAUACGUUAUCCACCUGUAUAUGCUCAACCCGGUAUGCAAAUGCCAUAUGGCACACCUCAACAAUAUCAACCGCCUCAACCACCUCAACAAUAUCAACCACCUCAACCACCUCAGCAAUAUCAACCACCUCAACAAUAUCAACCACCUCAACAAUAUCAACCACCUGAACAAUUACGACCACCACAGCCAUAUUAUUAUAAUCUAUAUGCUUCGAAUCAAGAAACUCCUACAGUCAUCUCAACCGAUCCAAAAACACCAGCGCCUAAGAAAGGUGUAAAAGAAUAUAAAGAUAAUGCAUUUACAAUUGCACCCGAUGGUGUACAAAAUGACACAAUUAAAGGUCUUGUUUCUAAUAAUGAUAUUAAUGAAUUAUUAAAACAUAAAGGUACAAAAGUUAAAGUUUCAAAGAUUUAUCGAAUUACGAAAACAAAACCUGAUAUUAAACCAGAUGAAUCAAGUGAUGAAGAUUUACCACCUGUACCAGUAGCACCACCUCGAUCACAAACAAUUCAACGGCCAGUUUCAUCAUCAUCGUCAUCAUCAAGCUGCAGUCAUUGUUCAACAUGUAGUAAUUGUUCUUGCUCGGAAUGUCGUGAUAGAAAUCGAUCACACAGUUAUGAUGAUUGUCCAGAAUGUCGUGCUGAAUGGGAUCGUGAACAAGCUAGACGACAAAGACGUAAAUGA